Messenger RNA from Hirsutella rhossiliensis, 1593 nucleotides. Its product is annotated as MFS transporter. The record is from RefSeq and is a predicted model, not a curated record. The transcript has a single exon. NCBI's taxonomy places the organism in Eukaryota, Fungi, Ascomycota, Sordariomycetes, Hypocreales, Ophiocordycipitaceae. The coding region runs from base 1 to 1593 and encodes 530 amino acids.
AUGCCUGCUGCAGCUGCCACGUCUACAAACACGUCCGGCGACUUCGUGCGCCUGCACAUCACUCCCCUGGACCGAGAGCUCCUCAACAUUGUCGUCCCCGCCUCCUUGCGGCCCAACGCUCGCAACAUCUCGUUCCACACCGUCGAGACGUUUCCCGAGAGGCGAUUCGGCUUCGUCGAUCUGCCCCAGAUGGACGCUGACAAGCUGAAGAAGAAGCUCAACGGCACCGUCCUCAAAGGCAGCAAGCUUCGUAUCCAAACCGCCCGUCCUGAGGAGCGCAUCGAGCCGACUGCAGACGCGGUAAGACCCGACAAGAAGCGGAAGAAGUCCAAGGACUGGCCCGAGGGAGCCAAGAGGCAGAAAUGGGACCCCGACGUCUUGGAGGGCGUCACUCUCAAGGACCGCAAGGUGAAGCGAGGCUGGACCGAGUCGGUCGACGCAAAACGGAAGCAUAAGAAGACCAAGGACAAGGAUGGCCGAGAAAAGGAAAAGCGCAAGCGGCCCAAGUCCAAGUACACAGACAAGGAAGAGUGUCUGCUCAAGGUCAAGCUUCCUCCAAACGCCACGGGUAACCUGUCGCACGAGGAUACGCAGAAGAAGAGCAACAAGAGCAAGUCGCGCGAGGUGACGGUCCAUGAAUUCGAGAGGACCACGCAGUUUCCAAGCUUCCUCAAGCAUGCUGCGCCCGAGACGAGCGGCAAGUCAGCGGUGGAUUUUGUCGAUGGCAAAGGCUGGAUAGACGAGAACGGCAACGUGGUCGAGGCAGUCAAGACGAGGGCUCCGGCUGUGCAACCGAAGCCCAAGAAGGCCCAGAAAUCAAACGUUGCCCCCGAGGAAGAGUCCGACGACAGUACGAGCAGCAGCGGCACGUCGUCCGAAGAAGAGGAGGAGGAGGAAGAGGAAGAGGAGGAAGAGCCUGUCAAGGAGGAGCUAGAGAAACAGUCCGCAACGGAAGAAGGGGACGAGAGCCCGGCCACCGGAGACAGAGUGACGAAGGCUUCCGAUUUCACGACGCCCCUUUCCGCCAUCAAGACGGGCAGUUCGCGGCCGCUGUCGUCGAGCUCCUCCAAGAGCCUGACCAUCAAGAUUCCGCCGCAGACGACGCCGACGACCACCAAGAUCCACCCCCUGGAGGCGCUCUACAAGCGAGCCAAGCCCGACGCCGACGCCGUGGAAACCCCAGCACAAGCCGAGCCCUUUAGCUUCUUUGGCGGCGGCGAGGAAGACGAGGAAAAGGAAAAGGAACAGGCCGGGCGACCGGUGCCGAUGACGCCCUUUACCCGGCAGGACUUUGAGCGGCGCGGCAUGCGCAGCGCAGCGCCGACCCCCGACACAGCGCAUCCGUCACGAAAGCACAACCUCUGGGCCGCCACCGCGCAGGGCGACGACGACGAGGAGAUGGACGACGGCGACGGCCAUGACGACGAGGCCGGCGGGCCCGACGAGGCGCAGGCGCAGGACCGCACCGACUUUCAGGCAUGGUUCUGGCAAAACCGCAGGGAGCUGAACCGGUCGUGGAUGACGCGGAGAAAGUCGGCGGCCAAGGAGAAGCGCCACCGCGAGAACAAAGCGAGGGCGUCCAAGGCGGUGUGA